Brassicogethes aeneus is the source of this 459-nucleotide messenger RNA. NCBI's taxonomy places the organism in Eukaryota, Metazoa, Arthropoda, Insecta, Coleoptera, Nitidulidae. The record is from the annotation of a GenBank genome assembly.
CCACUAUAGGCCUCAUCAUGAAUAUUAUCAGUGUAGUGCUUUUCGUUAUUGUUGUUUCGUUUGGCGGUUGUUUGUGCCGUCCCUCCAGUGAGGAUUUAAAGAAGUAUAGAAAACAUUCUUCGUAUGUAGGCCAUUUUACGUGCGGAACUUCUCUGCCGCGAUUAGUAAAAUCUUCAAUACUUCUAAAGAAUAUGACAAAUGUUUAUAAAAUAGAACCCGAAUAUACAGUGCUUUAUCAAUGCAACUGUAACGGGAUUUGCACACCCGGCCAAACCUGCAGAGGAAUCCCCGAAGAUGUAACAUUGUCUUUUAGAAUAAUGCUUAAUUAUAAUGAUAAUAAAUUUCAAUAUAUCAGUGCUCCGGCUCGUAAUGAGACUUUAUGUUAUUGUGAUACUGUUAAAGAAAAUACCAAUGAUUGCAUACUCAAUUAUAAUUUGUAAAAUUUUAUUUUUGAUAUUA